Molecule: messenger RNA, 3519 nt
Organism: Mytilus trossulus (common blue mussel)
Lineage: Eukaryota; Metazoa; Mollusca; Bivalvia; Mytilida; Mytilidae
Product: ferrochelatase, mitochondrial-like
Exons: 12
Coding region: 54-1283 (409 amino acids)
Biological process (GO): heme biosynthetic process
Cellular component (GO): mitochondrion
Molecular function (GO): protoporphyrin ferrochelatase activity
Source: RefSeq, a predicted model, not a curated record
AAUCCGGAAGUGUUCGUAAUUCUCUGGCUUCUUCCAUUUCGAGUUUCUUCAAAAUGUCAAAAUCUGUUACAUACGCUCUUCAGAAACAUGGCCAUACACUUCUCAAGAAAGUACUGCCAACUACAUCAUUGCUAUGUAGAAAUUAUGCAGAAAGGAAGCCAAAAACAGGUAUUUUGAUGUUAAACAUGGGAGGACCAGAGAACACUGAUGAUGUUGGGUUCUUCCUUAAUAAUCUGUUCAUGGAUAAAGAUCUGAUCCCCCUACCUGCUCAAAGUCGACUAGCUCCUUUGAUAGCCAAAAGACGAACACCAAAAAUACAGGAGCAAUACAGAAAGAUUGGAGGUGGUUCACCAAUCAGGCAAUGGACAGAAACCCAGGGAAAAGGCAUGGUGGAAAUUCUGGACAGGAUUAGUCCUGAAACAGCACCACACAAGUUUUAUGUAGGAUUUCGUUAUGUACGACCUUUAACAGAGGAUGCUAUAGAUGCCAUGGAUGCUGAUGGUAUAGAAAGAGCUGUUGCUUUUACCCAGUACCCACAAUACAGUUGUUCAACAACAGGAAGUAGUCUUAACGCCUUAUAUCGAUAUACUACAACAAAGAAGGGUCUACCUAGUCCAAUGGUUUGGAGUGUGAUAGACAGAUGGCCCACGCAUCCAGGACUAGUUGAUGCAUUUGCAGAUGUUAUACAGAAGGAAUUAGACAGAUUCACACCAGAACAAAGAGAUGAUGUUGUUAUAUUGUUCUCUGCACAUUCCCUGCCCAUGUCGGUUGUAAACAGAGGAGAUCCCUAUCCAGCAGAAGUUGGUUCUACUGUUAACCGGGUUAUGGAAAAACUAGGUCACUGUAACCAGUAUAGGCUUGUAUGGCAGUCUAAGGUUGGACCAAUGCCAUGGCUUGGGCCCCAAACAGAUGCGGCUAUAGAAGGUCUAGCUAAAAAUAAGAGAAUGAACGUCUUGUUGGUGCCUAUUGCUUUCACUAGUGAUCAUAUAGAAACAUUACAUGAGUUAGAUCUGGAAUAUGCUGAGGAACUUGGUGCUAAACAUAAAAUGAAUAUUCGAAGAGCUGCAGCCAUGAAUGAUAAUCCUAUAUUUAUAGAGGCUCAAGCUAAUUUAGUGAAAGAUCAUUUAGCCUCAAAUAUUGCAUGUUCUAAACAGUUAUUGCUACAAUGUCCACUGUGUGUGAACGGAACAUGUGGGAAGACAAAAGCUUUCUUUGCAAGUCAACAGGAGUUAUUGGAUGAAAUGAAAUCUCAGGAAAAAUCUAAAGCUGUUUCAUCAGCUUAAUUAUAGUACCACCUAUGUUAAAGAUUAGUUAAACUUUAAUUUACUUAUACUGUGGUUAAAUAUGUAAUUGAAUGUUCAUUUCUUGAGAGAUAAAUAAAUGUCAAGAUUUUUAUUGCGGUUGCAUAUUCUUAUUUUAAUAUAUUCAGUUUGAUACGAAAGAAACUUGACUUUUAAUAUCAAGGGCAUAAAUUCCAUACAAAAUGAUUUAUCUGAAGGGAAUCUUAGACCAACAGAAACACCCUAAUCUGUUCUCGUUAUCUAAUUGUUUAGACCUGAAACAUCUGUUGCAAAUUCAAAGUACUUUAAUAUAUUUUUUGAAAUAUGGUCUCAUAUCAAAUAUAUAUUGUUAACUGUAAUAUAAAUUUAUUUUUGUGAGCCAUUUGACUUUAGCGAGUAGAAAUUAUUAUGCAAAUAUUUAAACCUUGAAUUCUUUUCAUAUUAAACUGCAUCAAUUAAAUUAGAAAGUUGUGAAUAUUUUCAAAGAAGUGGUCUAGAAAGGGUAAACCUCAAAAUAAAGUAUCCCUGAAAAUAACAUGGUUUACAGUAUUGUAAGCUAUAUCAAUGAACUUUGUUUGUUUGUGAGUUUUGAAACUUUUGUCAUGAUGGUGCAUUGUGUGUAGUUUGCAUUUUUUGCAUUUUUUGUUCAAAUAUGAUAUUUUUAAAAUAUGCAAUUUUGUACAUAAUAUCUUACAACAAAAGUUAAUAGACAACUUUCGAGUUCGAUGCAUUUCCACCAAAAACUGGUUUUAGUGAACAUCAUUCUUGUAUGUAGGGGUGUUGUCACUUCCAUUCCAAUGUUGAGCGAGUGGUUGGAAAACUAUAUUGCACGAAUUAUUCAACAAAUUUAACUCUCAUCAGCGCUGCUGUCAUAAGGGAAUUGUAAUUAAGUACUUACAAAACAAAUAUUAUUUCUAGUUUUUCCUGCACAAUGACGAUCACUAAGACGCUUGGUGAACGUUGAUAGUGCAGGGAUACAGGCGACCCCCUCUAUUUGGUAAAUGACGUCAAUAAGGAGCAUAAUUGACAAGUUUUUUUCCAGUGACGGAUAAACUCAAAAGUGGUCUAUUUGUCACAUCAACAGAUUGUUACUAUUGGUUGAAAGUCUGUGAUUAUCAAUGUCUCAAAUUAGCAUUCUAUUUAUAUAUGUAUCGAAUAUUUGUCUAUCAAUGAAAUAUAUUAAGAAAUUUUAUAUUGAAUAUUUCAAACUUUUAUGAUAAAUACAUGACAUAUACAUUUCAUGCAACUCCUGUGUUACAUGACCAUCAACAUUUCUUAACAGAUUUUUUUUAUUAUCAAUUUCAGGAUAGUCAACAUUAACUGAUUUUAUUUGGUUGUUGAAUGGUCCUUCUUGAAAUGCAUAAAACCUUUAAUUCAGGCUAAUUGGUGCUCCAUGUGAUUGAAUGGGAUAUGGUCUUGCCUGACAUAAGGCAACAUAGAAUAUAUUUUUUUUACAGAAUAGUUUUUCAUUCUCAAGAUAUUUUCCAAAUGUCGGGGCAAAUAUUCCUCCUUAGUGGAGAAUUCUAGUCUUAAAUGUCAUGACAAAUACAAAGUACAGCUUUGCAAAAUAUUAUCACCCUUAGGCUAUUAACUGUAUUUGAAAAAUAAAAAUAUGUUGAUUCUUUAUUCAAUAGAUAAAUGAGUAAGUCACUCAUUUACAGAAAUGAGACUGAGCACUCAAUGAGCAUUUGCCAUUUUACAUUACAUCAAAAUAACAGAUUUGAUAAUAAUUAUAAUUUUUAAAAAUCUGCAACUUUGCCAAGGGAGGUAAUUUUAUGCACAGAUAUGUUGAUAUGUAAUUCAGGGGAGAUAAUUUGGAUUUUCUUCAAAUAAUAUGAAUUGAUAAAUUGAAAUAUAAACAAAAGGAUUAUCAAUUCUUAUCAAAUUGUUGUUGUUUUUUUUCAACCAAAGAACUGUUUCCUUUGUAUCAUUCAUACUAAACAAAAUAAUUAAUAAGAUAUCAAAAAGAAGUUUUAAAGAACAAAUGACUAGAAACUAGCUUGUGUACAAAUACAUUGUUUUGCAUAAGUAAUCUUAAGAAAAUUUGGAUUUUUUGAAACUCAGCAUAUUCAUUAUGUGAAUUUAAAACAGAAAAUAAUAUUAUAUUGUAGUUAAGUUUAUACAAAAAUCAAAUUUUACAAAGUUGAUCUAUUUACAAGUAGCAUUUCUAGAAUUCUAGAAUAUAUAUUUAUGUUUCCUCUUUGGGAUAUUUAAAUAAAUAAACAUAUCAUAAAAAGGA